UUUGAAGUGGAACAUGUCCCGCAAACCUCAUGCGCCGCUCAGUCACAACCUCACUAAGUGUUCGACUCCCAGUUCGGCAUAGGAUUUCCUUGUUUGAGACCCGAUCUGUGUAACUGACUCACAAAAUCCGUCUCAGCCAUCUCUGUUGAGCCACAUUUAGUCUUUUCUCAAUUUUGACAGAUGACUUCCAUGUCUCACAUGCAUAUGUAGCAGUUGGAAUGACGAUUGUGUUGAGAAGGUGUAUUUUUGUCUCGAGUCCAAUGGCUUGGCUAGUCCAAAUAGGCUGCAGCCUUUGGAAAAUGCUCCCUGCCUUUCCUAUUUGGUAAGCAUCUCCAUCAUUUGUUAUGAUGCUGCCAAGGUACGUGAACUUGUCCAGCUCUUCAAGCUUUGACUCGCCAAGUCUGACGGGGACACCCUUUGCCUUAUAUCCCACUCGCAUAAUUUUAGUCUUAUCCAGGUUUAUGCGGUGGCCAAUUUUGGGUGCCUCUCUGUCUAGACUCUCCGUCAUUUCUUGAAUGCAUUUAUUUGUUGCCCCGAGUAGUGCAACAUCAUCAGCAAAGUCCAAGUCCGUCAAUCGGAGUUGUUCAUGCCAUGGAAUACCAAAGGCAGUCUGGUUCAUAGCUCUCCUCAUUAUGUAGUCGAUGGCUAGUGGGAAAAGGAAGGGAGAUAAGAUGCACCCCUGUCUGACACCUGUCUCGAUUGUAAAAAACUCUGUUGUGACUAAAGAUGAAUUAUUAAUUGACUGGGGAUGAAGUAACUAAAGAUUGAAAUGACUGGGGAUGAAGUGACUAAAGAUUGAAAUGACCGGGGAUGAAGUGACUAAAGAUUGAAAUGACCGGGGAUGAAGUGACUAAAGAUUGAAAUGACCGGGGAUGAAGUGACUAAAGAUUGAAAUGACCGGGGAUGAAGUGACUAAAGAUUGAAAUGACCGGGGAUGAAGUGACUAAAGAUUGAAAUGACCGGGGAUGAAGUGACUAAAGAUUGAAAUGACCGGGGAUGAAGUGACUAAAGAUUGAAAUGACCGGGGAUGAAGUAACUAAAGAUUGAAAUGACCGGGGAUGAAGUGACUAAAGAUUGAAAUGACCGGGGAUGAAGUGACUAAAGAUUGAAAUGACCGGGAAUGAAGUGACUAAAGAUUGAAAUGACCGGGGAUGAAGUGACUAAAGAUUGAAAUGACCGGGGAUGAAGUGACUAAAGAUUGAAAUGACCGGGGAUGAAGUGACUAAAGAUUGAAAUGACCGGGGAUGAAGUAACUAAAGAUUGAAAUGACUGGGGAUGAAGUGACUAAAGAUUGAAAUGACCGGGGAUGAAGUGACUAAAGAUUGAAAUGACCGGGGAUGAAGUGACUAAAGAUGAAUUAUUAAUUGACUGGGGAUGAAGUGACUAAAGAUUAAAAUGACCGGGGAUAAAGGGAUUAAAGAUGAAAUGACCGGGAAUGACGUGACUAAAAGAUGAAAUGACCUGGGAUAAAGUGACUAAAGAUGGAGUGACCAAAGUUGAAAUGACUGGUCACCGUUAUAUUAAUGAUUGACCUUCGUAUACUUCGAAAUAAACGGCCAGUGGGGGCUGUGUUCAGUCUAGGUAGGAGAUCUCACACUAGUACGUGUCUACGUGUGCUUAUGUGUGUGUGUGUGUGUAGGCCUAUUUAACAUGCACCUAACCUCCCUUGUUUUGUAAACAACACUACGCACUUUUAUUUUUAGCAUAGCUUAUCUACAGUUGUAUCAUGAUAAUUUUUAUUUGCUUAUAUCCGAUAACAACAUGGUAAUGUGUCGCUUUAGUCAAGUAGGAGAGAAGGUUUUGUUUUUAAAUAUCAGAAAGAUGCCGAACUGUAGCAAAACACUGUCCGUAUAGAUCUAGAUGAACAUGAGAUGAAGAAAUAGCAGCUGUCUGUCUGGACUCCAGGUUGUUGGUGAAGAAAAACCAACCAUCAGGUCAUGUUUGAAGGGCUUAUCGCUGACUUCUUGAACAAAUAUGUGGGCCAAUAUGUCUCUAAUCUGGACUCCAGUACAUUGAAUCUCAGCAUAUUUAAAGGAGAUGUGGAACUUACAGAUCUACAGUUGGCACCAGAGGCUCUGGCUGAGCUGAAUCUCCCAGUUGAAGUGAAAGCAGGCCAUAUAGGACAUCUGAAAAUUGACAUCCCAUGGACUCAGCUAUUUACUGCAGACAUACAUGUUGCCAUAGAGAAUGUCUAUAUAGUGGCAGGUCCUAUCACUGAUAGACAGUAUGAUGCUGAGAGAGAAAGGCAGUUACAAGCUGCUCUGAAGAGACAGCUGUUGGAAAGAAUUGAACAGUCAACAUUAGAAGGAGUUGUGUCUAAAUCAAACAAUAAUCCAAGCUUUGUUGAAAAAUUCACCACUAGCCUACUAAAUAGAUUACAGAUAUCAGUUCGCCACAUUCACAUCAGAUAUGAGGACACAAUUACUAAUGGAGACCAUGCCUUUGCCUGUGGUGUUAUGCUCAAACAGUUGUUGGUCUGUUCCACUGAUUCACACUGGCAGCCUAAAGGUUCUGACGCUGUUCCCAACUUGAUACACAAGAUGCUGAAAAUGGAUGAUUUGUCUCUUUAUUGGAACCCUUAUGUUCCAGAACAACAUCUGCUCAAAACACGACUCAAUACAGAUGGCUGGAGGAAUCUUCUACGUAUGUCCAUUGAUUCUCAUACUAUUUUUGAGGAAGAAUUAGAUUUCAUUAUGGAACCAGUGGCAGCACAAGCCCGUCUCAUUGUUAAUACAGAUAACAACUUUACCUUACCUAAACUUUUCAUGGAUUUCACAAUUGAAGAAGUUGAAAUUUUACUGUCUAGACAACAGUUUCUGAAUCUGAUAAACCUCAGUGAUUCCUUCAAAUUAAUGCGUGUGAAUCAACGCUAUCGCAAAUAUCAUCCCAACAUUAGUCUGAAAGUAAGUCCCAGAUCAUGGUGGAUCUAUGCCUAUUCAGCAGUGCUGGAAGAAGUUAUCCGUCCAUACUCCUGGGUUAGGAUCAGAGCUCACAGAAACAGGUUUAAUCAAUACAAAAACCUUUAUAAACUAUACCUUGGAGACCUUGGAAAUAAAUCAACACAAGAAAAACUGAAAGAACUAGAAGAACAUUUGGAUGUGACAAAUAUUUUGAUUGCAAAAGAGCAGGCAAAACUUGAGUUUGUUAAAGAAGCACCAGACAAAGCCAAGCAACCUAUUAAGAAAAAGAAAAGCUGGCUGAGCAAGUGGCUGUGGGGUUCUGAGGAAGAUGAUGUGACACUAGAUGUGGAGACAGAACAUUCAAAAGAUUGGUUGUCGAGCCUUACAUCAGAGGAAAAAGAGAAACUAUAUGCUGGUAUUGGCUAUGAUGACUCUAAUAGAGAUGUUAAUUAUCCUAAAAAGUAUGUAGCAUCCAAGAUACAAGUCAUUUUAAAGAGAUGUUGUGUGUCUAUGGUCAACUACAGCAAAAAAAUUCUCCAAGUGUCUGUGACACAUCUUUUGUCUACUUUGGAACACAGGCCUGGAAACAAUGCAUUUAGGAUAUCUUGUAAUACAGAGAGCUUUGCUGUGGAAGGAGCUUCUAUAGAGCAUGAAUUAAUUCCCAUAUUGACCUCUGACAUUGGUGUUUAUGCUCCAUCAGUCAACCAAGUCUUCACUUUAGACUUUGAAUCUAAACCACUUUACAUGGAUGCUGACUAUUCACUUAGUCUAAAUGUACAGCCAGUGGAAAUAGUUUAUGAUGAGCAUUCUAUUUCUGAAGUGACAGCUUUCUUUCAACUUCCUCAAGGUGGUCUAGACAUCAAGUCAGCUGCUUACAAAACAUUGACCAAUGUGGCUCAUAUCAGUCAGGCUGGACUCCAGUAUAUCAUAGAGACUCACACAACAAUUCACAUUGCCCUCAACAUGAGAUCACCAUACAUUGUCAUUCCUGAAUAUGGAACAUUACACAGAGGUGGUAAUGUACUCAUCAUUGACUUGGGCACUUUGCGCAUUGAAAGUGAGCUGCAACCUAAGGAUGUGUCACUAGAGGAUGCAACAAUGUCUGAGAUAGAAUCAAGACUUUAUGAUCAAUUCAAUAUGAAGAUAAGUGACGUUAAAGUCCUUUUAGCAGAUUCUGCUGAUGACUGGCAUACAGCACAGAUUCAAUCGAAUUCUGAAUUUCAUAUACUUCCCAGUGUCCAAUUGAUUAUAACAUUCUUCAAUGCAGUUAAGCCAGAUUUUACACAAUUGCCAAGACAUAAACUGGAGGCCAAAAUACCUUCUCUAGAAAUCAAUAUUUCAGACAAAAGAAUGCUUUUAUUAGCAACAUUUUUCAGGAACUUUCCAAUUCCAACUAGUUCUAGCAUUGCUACUAUUGGUGAAGAUAUGACUGAUAGUCAUGGUGCUUCAACUCUUGCACCUUUUCAUUUAAAAACUGGUUAUUCAGUAUUUGACGAUUCAGCAUUAUUUUUGGAUCUAGCAGAAGCCCAACUAGAACCAGAUGUUCAUGAGUUAAGGUGUAUCAAGAGGUCAGUUCUGGGUAGAUCACUAGUCAAUAAAGUGGAUGGACCUAGGAGAUCACUAUCUAAAGUACCUACAUUGAUGUAUACAAGAGGAGAUGAGCCUUUUUACUCAGCAUCAGAUUAUUCAGAUGAAGAACUUGAUAAACUUUCAGACAUGCUCGCUAUUAAGUCUGUAGAUGACAAUGCAUCUGUAGCCAAUACUAUAAACAUGUUGAUGAGAAUGUCCCUCGGAGAACUAGUUGUCAAUCUUUCUAAAGAAAUGGACAAGGAAGAGAAAGCUUAUCUUAUGAUUCGCAUAGACAGACUGCGGAUUGAUUCAGCUCUUACAGUGCAUGGUUAUGCAGCUUAUACAACAUUAGGUGGCAUACAGUUGGUUGACAAGAUACAUGUUGGUCAUUCAGGGGAAUACAUGGAAGUACUCAGUACAAACACAGUCAACAACAAUAAUUUGAUGUCUAUUGUUUACAGAAAGGUUGAUCCAGUGUGUCCAGACUUUGCCACUUAUUAUGGUGGAGUUGAACAUGCAAUAAAAAUCAAGAUUCUUUCUCUCUCAACACUCUUUGACCAAGCCAGUAUGAUGUAUCUAAAUGCUUUUCUUCAAAGUAUUAUGUCCAGUGUUCAGAGCCUGGACAUGAAGACUAGUAGCAGUUCCAUAAUGACUACUUCUGAAAUCAGCAUGAAAGAUAAAGUGUCCAUUAAAAAACGUAUCACCAACAUUACCGAUCAAGUUGAUAAUUUACCUUCCAAUGGAACCAAAAUACAUUUAAUUGCUGAACUUGAAGAUAUUACAAUAAAACUGACUGACUCUGAUAAUCAACUUGCUGAAGUCAAAGUGAAAGGUUUUGAAGGGUGUCUGAUUGCUAAACCUUCUAAAAUAAUCCUGAGGUCGCGACUUAAAGAUUUAAGUAUCAGAGACUGCAGUGCUGGUGCCAUUUAUCAAAAUAUUCUGUUACUUCAAGAUGACAGUGUAUUUGAUCUGAAGCUUGUGAAAUACAACAAAAGUUCCAGUGGUUACGACCAAACAGAAACUAACCAAGGAUUAGAUUACAGUAUUCGAUUGUGGCUAGGACAAAUACAGGCAGCUAUACUUGGAAAAUUUUAUUGGGAAAUAACUCGAUUCUUUGAGCCUUUUAUCAAUCAAGAAAUGACAGAAACUGCCAAGCAAACAGCACUACACACAGUGACAAAGCAGAACAUUGAUGUGUCCUCACAAAUAGUUCAGACCCAGGUCAAUGACUUUCAGUCUAAUAAUUUGAGAGUCAGCAUCAAUAUUCAGGUGAGAUCUCCAACACUGCUUCUACCUCAUGAUUCACAAUCUACUGAAAUGCUCCUGGUACAGUUGGGCAAUCUGAAUAUCAGAAACUCAUUUCUGUCUGUCAACUUAUUUGACAAUGUCAAGCAAGAGUUGAAUGACAUCCAUAUCAACCUUAGCAACAUACAAGUUCAAAGAGUUUGUCUUAACCUUGUGGAAGAUUCAACUGAAAUCAUGCAUAUUAUAUUAGAACCUCUUAGCUUUACAGCUAACAUAAAGUUGGCAAUGGAACCAAUUGUUGAAAAAACAAAACUUGAUAUUUUUGGACAUUUGGAAAAAGUAAAGGUUUACAUACUACAGAAAGACAUUCAACUUAUUCUUGGUGUUUUACGGUACAAUUUGACAGAAAGCUCACCUCCUCCUAGUCCAGGGAUUUAUGAAUCACCAACACUCCAGAACCUCCAAGGUCAGCAGCAAAUGAUUCAUGUUGAAUUAGAUCAAAAAUCUGCUGAACUUCACACCCCUGACAGUCCACCAAUAUUUGAACAGAAAACAUUGACUAAAUUGGCCAUAAAAUUAGAUGGACUGUCUGUCAGUUUGUUCACAGACAAUGGAAAAGAGUUAGCUACAAGAACAAGUUUGUGUUUCCUGGGCUUUGAGAAAAUCUCUCUGUCUGCCAUUGCACAAAGUGAUGGAGAGUUAAAUGUGGAUGUAUCUCUGUUUUCUGUGGAUCUUAAUGACACCCGACCUGACAGCAAUCUAGCAUUUAAGAGAGUCUUAGAAUGUGUUAGUAAAGUUAAAAAUGCUGAUCUACCUUUAGUGUUUCUCAAGUACAAGAUAAGCAAUGAUGGUAAUCACAAAGCUGAACUAGAGGUAGAAAAGCUCCAACUGAAUGUGAAUACACCUUUUAUGUUGGUGCUGUUGGAAUUCUUUAAUGGUGCUAUGGACACAGUCAAUCAGUCAACUAAGAAGGAUGAAUCCUCUCUUGAUAGUGGACACUCAUUCAUCACACCUCAGCCUCCCCAGGAUGUGACAGAGAUUCAAGAGAGCCCUGCUCAUACAUCAUUUACCAUUGAGGGUAGUUUGAAAGAGCCUGAAGUGGUGUUGUAUGCUGACCCUACACAGACAGAUAGCCGAGUUCUUAUUCUAUAUUCAGACGUAGCUUUCAGUAUAAGAAAAGAUGUGGUCAGUCGAAACAUUUGGGCAAAGGUUACAGACUUGAAGUUGAUCUCUAAAUCCUCUUUACUUAGUCCUGUCAAUAACCUGGUUUUGUGCCCUUGUUGUGUUGAACUGAGCCAAAAAGUUAACAUUCCAUCAGGAGCAUCAGAAUCAACAGUUUCAAUCAGUCAGGUACAAGUGUUUGUUUCCCCUUCAGUAAUGCAACUUUUCUGGGAUGUUAUAAGCAGUAUCAAUUAUCAGGAAACAAAGAAAACCAGUGUGACUGCAUCAGUUAAUGACACAGAUGUUCAAGGUCUCUGGGUUGUAUCAAAAGUUACUUCAGAGAAAUGGUUAAAAGACAGAUCUGAAGUCACUAGAGUUCCUGACUUGAAGCCAACAUUAUCCCCUAAAGAAUCUUUCCAUCUGAGUGUUAAAGAUAUCAAUGUUUACUUUGAGAUUGAAACUUUAGACCUUCAUGUACCCAUACUAUGUCUACACACGUCUCUGCAGUCAAAGAUUGAAGAAUGGUCUAGAAAAAUGCACAUAGAAGCUGAACUCCACCUAGAGAUGAUGUAUUUUAAUGAAACUCUCUCAGUCUGGGAGCCCCUCCUUGAGCCUGUGAUGGACAAAGAAUUUGUCUACAGACCCUGGGAGCUACUUAUUAAGGUAAUCAGAGCCAAAAGUUUUCCAAUGAUAUGUAUGUAUGAUGAUAAUGAUGUCAACAUUCCUGAAGAGCUGCAAACCGAAGUCCAGCAAAUGAUGCAUCGUUCACGGGUCAAAUCUAGCAGUUCUGAAACUGAUGACCCAUCAGCUGACCAAGACAUGAAAGUUAUUCGCCACAAAUCUUUGAAACGUUUGCGACAUGGUAGUGAUCGUUCAUUUGAUUCCAGCCAUCAUAGCAGUGUCCAGGGAGAGUCAGAUUCAGAGCCUGAAGGCUUCAUUUCAAACAUGACAAGUAAACUGGGCAGCAUAUUUUCUAGUGACAGCAGUGAUGCCGAUGUGAGUGAGACAGAGGAGAAUGAUGAUGGUAUAGAUAUGUCACUAGACAAGCCAGUCUUCUUGACUUCAAGGGGGCCUGUGCAUAUGACAACUGGUACAGCAUCAGGGUUUGAUGAAGUGGAUGCAGCAAUGGAAACUGAAGGAGAAACAGAAGCUCACACAUGUCUGUAUGUCAUGCUAGAAUCUUUAGACAGACUUCAACUCAAUGUUACACCACAAUCAAUUGUUGUACUGAAAGAUGUGGUGGAGGCAUUAACUAACCCUAACAAAUCAGAGCUGCAGUCUGUCAGAACUAUGCCAAGGUUCAAAGUGAAUAAUGAAUUGGGGCUUCAUGCAUACAUCACCUGUCAUAAAAAAAUCAAGGUGCACAAAGAUCAUAUAAAGAAUGCUACUAUUUACCUGACUGGUCAAGAUGAGAACAUUAUUCAUCCUGUGGACUAUGAUGAUGUCAUUGAUGGCCAGGAGGAAGAGAACACGAAAAAAGACGGUUCUACUAUUAAUAUACCUGAUUGCCUGGCUCAAGCUGGUCAUACUUUAGUCAGUGCUGGAGCCUUUGUUUUUGAUGAUGAUGAUGAUUACCUCUCAGGCAAUGAAAUAGACUAUCACAGAUUGAAACUACAAGUGGAAGGAUUUGAACAGACACCUUCCAUACUUCACAAACGUUCUUGUCCAAGACUGAUUCCGUUAACUCCUACUAAGUCAGAUGAAAUGGAACUUGAGAAUGGAAUGAAAUACUGUAUAGUCAUGGAAGUGCACAUUUGGCAUGGAUGCAAGACUGUGAAACUCUAUUCUCCACUUAAACUUGAAAAUCAUCUGACUAUGACAAUAGAUAUCUAUUGCAAAAGUGAAGAUCUCAAGAAAUUUAAAGCCACAAAGGAUUUAGUCAACUCAGAAGACCUAUUUUCUAAACUAGCUACAGUCAAGCCCAAUGAGACAUAUCAUCUGCCAUUAUUUGUUGCUUAUCAUUGUCCACUGUAUAUCAAACCUUCAGAAAUUCACUAUGAACUGACCCACAAUCCACUCUGGUGGCAAGAUAUGUUACAAGGCAAGGACAGAAUGAAAAAUUUUACUUGCCUUUCAUCAAAAGAGGAGAAAUCUUUUAAUUUUAAGGCUGUUUGCAAGGAGGGAGACAGUAUUAAGGCUGCUCCUGGUGGAACUAGGUCCUUACCUUACUACACCUUACAUCUCUAUCCACCAGUUGUUUUACACAACUUUCUUCCAUAUGACAUACAGUUCUCUCUACAGGGAACUACUAUGUCCAGCAGUCUGACUCAUGGAGACAUGACACCUUUGUAUACAGUGGAGACAGGCAAAGCUUACAAGUUACUUAUUACAUUGCCAGACUAUAUGGGAUCUGAUUGGACAGGUACACUGGAAAUAUCUCCAGAUAUGGAAGAGUUUAGAGCAAUCACCAUGGAAACUGAAAUUGAUUCUGAAAAUGUUAACAGGCAUUUAAGCCUUAGCAUACAUGCUGAUCAAUCUCAGUCUUUGGAUUUGCGGAUUUAUACUCCUUAUUGGAUUGUGAAUAAAACAGAUCUUCCAUUGCAAUUAAGGGGCUCACUAUCUGAUGCUGUCUAUGAACUCACUAACUCGCCAAAUCCUCUUCUGUUCAGGUUUAAAAAACAUAAAAGGAAAAAGGCAAAGUUAAGAGUGUAUGAGUCUCGCUGGUCCCAGUCUUUCUCUGCUGAUACAGUUGGCAGUGCUGGUGUCGUGAUCUGCAAUGACAAGGAGAGAGGAAAGAAAUACAUGUUCCUGAUACAGAUUGCACUAUCCAAACUCCGACUAACAAAAUUAGUCACUAUCAUGCCAUUUUUCUUAGUCAUCAAUAAUUCCAAACAAAAAUUGAGAUAUAUGGAAGAAAAUGAAAAGGCAGAUCUUUGGAUUGACAUAGAUCCUGAUCAGUACCAACCAUUUUGGCCUGUAACAGAAUCAUUUAACAUGUAUGUGAAGUUUGAUGGAAGCAAUGUCUCCUCCCUACAUUUUCCUAUCAAGUCAUGCCAUAACACUGUUCUUAGAAUGGAUCAAGGGAGAGCACUGUGUGUGGAAGUGUGUGGUGGCACUGAUACACCCAUCACAAUCAUAUUCUUGAAUUAUGAGCGUGGAGAUGCACCUGUCAGAGUAGAAAAUUUAUGUGAAGAUGUUUUUAUAAAAAUACAUCAAAAAAAUCAAAGUCAGGUGACCUUGCUAUCACCUAAUCAAUCUAUUUUAUAUACCUGGGAUGAACCUUCAUCAGAGAGAACAUUGAUGUGGAAUGUUUACAGUAGGAAAAAGCCAAGUUUUCCAGCUUUUAUUACAAAGGAUGGCUCUGGUGAAGUUAGACUCAGUGUAGCAUCUUUGAAGACUACUGGUGCUCCAAGUGUUGAUGUGACAGAUGCCAAAGAAACAGAUGACAGCAGCAGUCCUGAAGAUGAAAGUGAUGAAACAGAUGCUUUGAUUGCACCACACAAUCGAUCACAAUUGAGCCAUACCAGAGUGGACAAGCUUUUAAUAUUUUGGGUUUCUUACCUAGAUGGAUUGCAACGGGUUCUACUGUUUACACAAGAUGAACGAGUGUCAAAAGCUGUCCGCAAGGGCUUUGUUCAAAGUGUAGAUUUCCCUCGCAGACAAAAUCGCUUACAGGUCAAUGAGGGAGAGAAUGCAGACUUGGCUAUUUUUGCUUCCCUUGAAGGAAUCAGCAUUUCAGUUAUCAACUCAUUAUACCAAGAGGUAGCACUGUUGUCUGUAACAAGCUGCCCAGCAGUGUGGGAAGUUGAAGUAAAGGAAAAAUGGAGAUCACUAAAUGUUGAGCUGGCCACGUGGUUGGAAGAUCAGUGGCGAGGGGAAGUUGUAGAAGCCAGUCUGCAUGACCAAAUUGAGGCUGAUUUAAAACAAAUGCAAAUGACAAAGCCAUUUAUGGGUGCUUUGAGAAGGACAUUCCGCCCUGGACUUUGGUGUCAGUACCAUUCAUCCAAGCAUCACAUGUCAGUCAACAUAACAUUACAAACUCUACAGAUUGACAACCAAUUGCCUGAUGCUUAUUUUCCUACUGCAUUGGCUCCCACACCUAUCCCAGCAUAUAUUUUAAGACACAUGGGCCCAAAACCAUUUAUUGAGGUUGGCUUAAUGAGGAGAAUAGUUCCAGAAGAAAAUAUUGACACUAUAAGAUAUGCAAAAAUACUUGUUCAAGAAUUCAAUUUGAAACUGGACAAAGGUUUUAUUUUGUCAGUGAUAGACAUCAUUGGGAAGUCUGCUCCUGUGGAGAAAGAAAGUUUUCAGCUUCAGUGUGACUUAUGCUUAGCAAGACAAUCUUUAAAGGAAGCCACAACAGUCCUGAUAGCAUCAAGGCCACAAAAAAUCUUUUUUGAGUAUAUACACCUUUCCCCUUUAAAAUUACAUCUUAGCUUCUCUCUACAUGGCAAAGCUUCUGUUUCAAGUGUGGGAGCUCCAACAUCAAGUAUCAAGAGUGACAUUGUAGAUUUUUUUCUCAACUCUCUUGGUGUCACACUUACAGAAAUAAAAAAUGUGGAGUUAAGAAUGGCUUAUUUUGAGCGAAAAGGUGUCCUGCUGUCUAGCAAUCAGCUAAUGGCUCAAGUUCAGUCUCACUAUAUCCAUCAAACACUACAACAAGCCUAUGUGCUUAUUUUAGGACUGGAUGUUUUAGGAAAUCCUUAUGGUCUUGUCAAAGAUUUCACCCAAGGACUGGGAGACUUUUUUUAUGAACCUUUUCUGGGUUCUAUACAAGGUAAAGAUGAAUUUACUGACAGCUUAGCAAGAGGAGUACAGAGUCUAAUGGGAAAUACCAUAGGAGGUACUGCAGGCUCAGUUGCAGGUAUUGCUGGCAGUAUAGGGAGGACACUGGCUGCCAUUUCAUUUGAUGAAGAUUACAAAAGAAAGAGAAGGCUACGAUUGCAACAAGAACCUUCUGGUCUUCCUGCUAGUUUGGCUCUAGCAACAAGAACUCUAGUCAUGGGAGUUGGUUUGGGACUCUCAGGUGUCAUACUUGAUCCUAUCAAAGGUGCUCAUGAAGAGGGCGUUGAAGGAUUUUUCAAAGGUGUUGGCAAAGGUAUUUUAGGACUUCUAACAAAACCAACAGGUGGUGUAGUGGAUAUGGUCAGCAUGGCUUUUGAUGGUCUGAGAAGAACUGCUGAAAUGGAAGGAGGCGCUGUUGCUAGAAUGAGACUUCCUCGUUUUAUUAAUCCACACAUUGGACUUCAACCAUUUUCUCCCCAUAAAGCUUCUGGACAAAGAUUGCUUCAGAGUGUCCUUAAGGGAGAUCUUUCUAGAACUGACAUCUACUGGGCCCAUGCCCCUUUGAGUAGAGAAGAAAAAUCUGCAGUGGUAUUGAUUACUGAUAGAAACUUGUUAUUUCUUGAAAAAUGCCGAUUUUGGGGUGGCUGGGAUGUGGAUUGGAAAGUUUCGUUAGAUAGAAUUCUUGGUGUCCCAGCAAUCAAAGAUGAAAAGCUGAUUUUCAAGAUUAAAGAAGAUGAUUCUGGUGUAAAUCUAUUUUCAAGUGGAGAAAAAGAAAUUGCCAGCAAGGAAACAGCCAUUUUAGAAUGGCUGCAAGGUCAAAUCUCCAAGGUUAUUAAAUAUAAUGCACAGUAAAAAAAAAAUCCUAAGCUGGUGUUUCUUAAAGUUGCUUUUAAAAAGAGCAACUUUGUACAGUACUUAAAUAAAACAUCAAAUUGAAAUAAUUACACCCAUUUAAUAUAAUUGUAUUAAGAAAUUUAAUGUAAAAAUCAAUUUUAUUUAUUUAAAAAAAUAACCUAAAUGCUAAAAGACCAAAUGAUAAUCAUGUUUAAAUGAAGGUUGAACAAAUUUGUUUUGUAGAGUACUGAUUUCUCAAGUUUGUAUGGACAGUCAUUUUCUAUUGCAUUUGUAAGAUAAUUUGCUGACAAUAAAAAAUCCUUUAUAUAGAUUUAGGAAUAUCAUUUUAUUAUAUUUUAUUUUACUCUUUUUUUUUUUUUCUUAAAUAACACUUUUAUUAUUUUUAACUGUAAAUACCUGCUAUAAAAGACCCAAACAAAGUAUGCAUCUUUCUGGUACAAUCUUGUAUCAUUGAGCAGCCACUAUGCCUCAUGAGAUUAAUAGCAAGAUUCAAAGCUUUAAGAGUUGCAUUUGUAAUUUAUAUUGAUAACACAUUCAAUUGGGAAUCAAUUUCCUUGGAAUUAUCAAGCAUUGAAAGAGUUCAUUGAAUGUGUGUACUAGAAGUUUGUUUAAAAAUAUUUCCAAUGAAAAUUAAUAUAAUUUUUUUUUAAAAAUUAUUACCUAAUGUGGUCAAAUACUUUUUAUUUAUGUUAUAUCAGUUUGAAAAAGUUAUGUUUAUAUUUUUGUUAUCUGCAUUUAAUAUUUAUAAUUUUGAAGUCUUUAAAAAUUUUAAGUAAUAAAUUUAAGUUGGUCCCUUGAUUUUUUAUGCAGUAAUUUUAAAUUCAUUCUGCUAUUGUCCAUUUCCUAUCCUUGAUAUUGUAUGUACCAAUCACCAGUGUGAAAUCUGUGCAGUACGUCCCACCACUAUGUUGCUUUCAUUUUUCUGUGGUCAAGAAAACCUAUUGUGAUACUGUUAUACUCUUUUUUCCAAGUUUGAUUUAUUGACUUAUUGGUCUGUUUCUGUGCCAAGUAUACACUUUUAAGUACUAUCGGUAUGCUGUAACUUUUUUUUUGUUGAAUUCAUGGUGAUGUUUUACAGAAAGUAAUGUAUUACUUUAAAUACCAGCAUAUCUAGUUGUGCUUCUAAAUGAUGCCAUAUUUUAGAUUCAAGUGUUUAGUUAUUAUAAACAUAUUUUUCACAAUCAAUCCAAUUAUAUUACCAUAGGGCUCAGAUGUAGUGUUGGAUAUAUAAACUCUUCAAGUAAUUAGAGAAAAUUAGCCAAACAGUUGUUAUAUUACAGUGAUCUGAUAGUGUUUUUUUCUGUAAACUUUUUUUUUUGUCAGUUGAUUGAGAAAUAAUUUUCUCUCUAUACAUAACAAUUCUAUCAAAUAUUGUAAUUUAUUCUGUGUGUUUACAGAGCAAGUUUUGUGUUGCUGUCACUCAAUGAAAAAACAAACAAUAAAUAUUAUUAGAAAUUUAAA
Biomphalaria glabrata is the source of this 13916-nucleotide messenger RNA. RefSeq names its product intermembrane lipid transfer protein VPS13A-like. Gene Ontology annotation, cellular component: extrinsic component of membrane. The coding region runs from base 1938 to 12452 and encodes 3504 amino acids. The record is from RefSeq and is a predicted model, not a curated record. Lineage: Eukaryota; Metazoa; Mollusca; Gastropoda; Planorbidae. Gene Ontology annotation, biological process: protein retention in Golgi apparatus; protein targeting to vacuole. The transcript has 89 exons.